Molecule: messenger RNA, 6218 nt
Organism: Monodelphis domestica (gray short-tailed opossum)
Lineage: Eukaryota; Metazoa; Chordata; Mammalia; Didelphimorphia; Didelphidae
Gene: UACA
Product: uveal autoantigen with coiled-coil domains and ankyrin repeats
Molecular function (GO): actin binding
Source: RefSeq, a predicted model, not a curated record
GCCUUAGGGCUGUUCUUAAUCAAGUAUAGUGCUAGGGGAGAGAUAUUUUUCAAGCAGUUAUGAAGUCUGAGGAAGAUCCUGAGGAGGAAGAAAAUAUUGUUAGGGGUCCAAGCUGAGCAUACAAUGUAGCAAGAUGAAUGUCAAACUGGAAACAUUAUAAACCAAGUUCUUAAACCUUUGGUUAGAAGUUUUAGCCAAGGACUUGUUUUAUGUGAAUAGCUGAGGUUUGUAAGUUAGAGAACUACGUAGUUUACUGCUGGCAACAAGGAGCUUCAGUUCCUCUUUAUGAUGAGCUUUUGGCUUUCCUGUUCUGCUAAAAACAGGCAAACAGAUUGGAACAAAUAUGAUGACAGACUAAUGAAAGCAGCUGAAAGGGGAGAUGUAGAAAAAUUGUCCAGCAUCCUUGCUAAAAAGGGAAUCAAUCCUGGUAAAUUAGAUGUGGAAGGCAGAUCUGCAUUCCAUGUUGUCGCAUCAAAGGGAAAUUUGGAGUGUUUGAAUGCUAUACUUGUACAUGGAGUUGACAUUACUGCCAGUGAUAUUGCAGGGAGAAGUGCCCUUCACCUUGCCGCAAAAUAUGGACAUGCUUUGUGCUUACAAAAGCUUUUACAGUACAACUGCCCUACUGAACAUGCAGACCUGCAGGGUAGGACUGCACUUCAUGAUGCAGCAAUGGCAGAUUGUAUUUCUAGCAUACAACUGCUUUGUGACCAUGGAGCCUCAGUAAAUGCCAAAGAUAUGGAUGGGCGUACACCACUGGUACUGGCCACUCAGAUGUGUAGACCAUUAAUAUGCCAACUUCUGAUUGAUCGUGGUGCAGAUAUUAAUGCCAGAGACAAACAAAGCAGGACUGCACUAAUGUUAGGCUGUGAGUAUGGUUGUAAGGAUGCCGUGGACAUUUUAAUUAAAAAUGGUGCAGAUGCCAGCUUGUUGGAUGCUCUUGGCCAUGAUACUUCUUACUAUGCAAGAAUUGGUGAUAAUCUGGAUAUUCUAUCAUUAAUGAAGAAUUCAGCUGAAAAUGCAAACAAAGGGAGAGAACCUUUGAAGAAAGGACUAUCUUUUCAGCAGGUAUCUUAUGUUCCACCAACCCGAAAUCUGUUGCAUAUUCAAGAUGAUGUAAAUAUGAGAUCUUAUCAAUGGGAGCAGAAAAAUGUUCAGGAUCUAGAGGCUGAAAAUGAAGAUUUGAAAGAAAAAUUGAGAACUAUUCAACAAGAACAAAGGAUAUUAAUCGAUAAAGUCAAUGGAUUGCAACUUCAAUUAAAUGAGGAAGUAAUGGUUGCUGAUGAUCUUGAAAAUGAGAAAGAAAAACUGAGAUCCCUUUUGACAGUCAAGGAAAAACAGCAUGAAGAAAGCUUAAGGACUAUUGAAGCUCUGAAAAACAGAUUCAAAUAUUAUGAGGGUGACUUUGUGGGAGCAGGAAGUCACUUCAAUAGUAGAAAAGAAGAUGUGCUUCUUAAGCAGACUCAGAUUUUUGUUUCAGAAUCACAGUAUACGUCUUCAGGUAUUCCAGUACCAGCCCAUAUACAAACAAGAUCCAUGCUAAGACCGUUGGAAUUGUCCUUACCCAAUCAAACUAUUUCUGAAAAUGAGAUUUUAAAAAAAGAGUUGGACACUAUGAGAACCUUUUGUGAUUCAGCUAAACAGGAGAAAAUUAAACUCCAAAAUGAACUGGCCCACAAAGUGGCAGAAUACAAAGCUUUGGCAUUAGAAUGUGAAAGAGUCAAGGAGGAUUCUGAUGAACAGAUAAAGCAAUUAGAAGAUGCUUUGAAAGAUGUGCAAAAGAGAAUGUAUGAGUCAGAAGGUAAAGUAAAGCAAAUGCAAACUCAUUUUCUUGCUCUGAAGGAGCACUUGACAAAUGAAGCGGCUUCAGGAAAUAACAGAUUAACAGAAUUAAGGGAUCAGUUGAAAGACAUGAAAGCAAAGUAUGAAGGAGCUUCUGCUGAAGUAGGAAGGUUAAAGAACCAAAUUAAACAAAAUGAAAUGUUAGUAGAGGAGUUUAAAAGGGAUGAAGGGAGGCUAGUAGAAGAAAAUAAACGAUUACAGAAAGAAUUUAGCAUGUCUGAAAUAGAGCGAGAGAAGAGAGGGAAAAAAGCUUUGGAGAUGGAAGGUCAACUAAAAGAAUUGGCAACAAAGUUGGCCCUCUCUAUCCCUGCUGAAAAAUUUGACAACAUGAAAAACUUGUUAUCAAAUGAAGUGAAUGAGAAAGCAAAAAUGUUUGUGGAGAUGGAAAAAGAAUAUGAAAAAUCACAGACUGAACUUAGACAGUUAAAGAGAGAACUUGAGAACUAUAAAGCUAAGCUUUCUCAUUAUGUAAGGCCAGAAGAACAUGAAGAACUUAAGGACAAAUUUGAACACAAGUCAGGUGAACUUGGAAAGAAAAUCACUGAAUUAACUUUGAAGAAUCAGGCAUUACAGAAAGAACUUGAAAAGGUUUGUGCAGAUAACAAGCUACUAAACCAACAGUUGCAGAACUUAGCAAUUGAUAUGAAAACUCAUUAUAUUCCUUUAAAAUUGAAUGAAGAAAUGAAAAAGUCAUAUGGUUUGAAUAUUGAAGAUUUGAACAAAAAACUAAUGGAUUUAACACAAAAGUAUAAGGAAAAAGACAUGGAAAAUGAGAAACUGAUGAUAGAAAGAAACAAUUUAAGUAAGAAUGUUUGUCAUCUUGAAGCUACAUAUAUCCCUCUAGAAAACCAUGAAAAAGAGAUAAUAUCUCUAAAAUCUAAUAUCAAUGAACUUAAAAAAGAACUUUCAGAACUUAAUAAAAUAAGUGGUGGUAGAGAAGAAAAGUUGCAUGUAACCAUAUCUGAGAAUACAAAACUGAAAAGGGCGAUAAAUGAACAGUAUGUGCCUGUUACAACUCAUGAAGAAAUUAAAGCAGCGUUAAAUAAUACUUUGGAUAAAACUAACAGAGAAUUGACAGAUGUGAAAAGAAAACUUGAAGAUGCAAAAAAAGAAUUUGUACAAGUAAGAGAUGAAAAUGGAGCAUUAAAAAAAAAGCUAGAAGAUUCUAAGAACCAAAUGGAAGCUGAGUAUAUCAGUAUAAAAGAACAUGAAGAUAAAAUGAAUGCUAUCAACAAAAGCCUAAAAGAAACUCAGGAAAAUAAUGCUGAAGUUCUUGCUAAGUAUAAUAAGGGUGAAAAAGAGAUUUUAACUUUGCUUGCUGAGAUUGAAGCCCAAAAGAAGGAACUUGAUACAAUACAAGAGUGCAUUAAGCUAAAGUAUGCUCCACUUGUUAGUUUUGAAGAACGAGAGAAAACCUUUAAAGCCACUGUGAAAGAACUCAGGGAUCAGUUGAUAGCACAGACACAAAGAUGCAGAGUAGGGGAAGAAGAGGCUCAUAAAUGUCAGCAGGAAAAUGAAAAAUUAAAAAAUGAGGUUCUCAUGAUUCAGAAUGAUUUGAAGAAAAAGGAUAUUCUUAUCGAGAACUCCCGUGAAUUGGAGAAAUUAUUGAAACAAAAAACAGAAGAACUUAACAAACAGCUAAAGGAUCUGUCAGAAAAAUACACUGAAGUAAUAAGUGAAAAAGUGAAACUCCUGGAAGAAAAUGCCAAACAGAACUCUGAAGUACUUGCAGCACAAGCACUUUUGCAGAAACAUGUUCCCCUGGGGCAGGUUGAAGCACUGAAAAACUCUCUUAGCAGCACAAUUGAGGCUCUGAGAGAAGAACUUAAGGACAAGCAGAGGCGUCAUGAGGAAGCUCAACGGGCAGCAACUGAAUGGCAGCAGAUGGUAGAGAAUCAAAGGCAUUCUUCUGUGCCCCUGGUAGAACAUGAGCAGAUAAAGGAAGCAUUGGAGAAAGAAGCUGGGUACAUGAAAGCCAAAUUGAGUGAAAAAGAAGAAGAAAGUCAAUCCAAAACCGAAAAGAUCUCUAGACUCCAAGAUGAGAUUCAGAAUUUGAAACAAGCAUUUAAGAAAUUAGAGUCUAGAGGGGUUAUUGAUUUAUCUGAAUAUAGCACAAUGAAAAGUGCCUUAGAGGCACAAAUUACCAACAUAACAGAAAAUUUCACUGCUUUGAAUAAAAAGUAUGAGGAAGUGUGUGAAGAAGCUGCGCGUGCUAAAAAGGCAGAACUUUCUGCAAAAGAUGAAAAAGAAUUGAUACAAUCAAGGAGUUUAAGCAUUGAACAAGAAAUUAAGGAUCAAAAAGAAAGAUGUGACAAAUCUUUAACAACAAUUACUGAUUUACAAAGAAGAAUGCAAGAGUCCGCCAAACAAAUAGAAGCUAAAGACAAUAAGAUAACAGAACUGCUUAAUGAUGUGGAACGACUGAAACAGGCCCUUAAUGGCCUCUCACAACUUACUUAUACAAGUGGGAAUUCUACAAAGAGAGAGAAUCAACAGGUGGAAACACUUCAGCAACAGGUGAAUUCUCUACAACAGCAACUGGCUGAUGCUGACAGACAGCACCAAGAAGUGAUUGGAAUAUAUCGGACACAUCUUCUUAGUGCUGCACAGGGUCACAUGGAUGAAGAUGUUCAAGCUGCCUUACUCCAGAUCAUCCGCAUGAGACAGGGACUUGUUUGCUAGAGCACUUAGUCCUGGUGUCCAAAGCUUGUGACUGUGUCUUUAUCAACCUCCACAGCUUUCCCUUCUUACUAUGGAUUUUACUGUGUUAGCAUAGCUGAAAUUAAAUGUACCUUUUCUUCUCAAAGGGAAAAAUGAAAUGAGAAAGAUGCCUGUUACUGUUAGAAUAUUAUCAGUUCAUGUUAUAUUAAAAAUAUAUUGUGAAUUUUGAGGAAAUUUAGAAUAUUAAAAGUUAUGCAAAUGAAAGCAGUCAAAAUGAUUUGAUUACUACUACUGAUGUCGUAGUGACUGCUUAAAAAAAUCUUUGGUGCCCAUUAUAAAACAUGAGUUCAAUUAUAAAUGAAUCCAUAUUUUUCUUUUGCUAAAAGCAGUUGUUAAAAGAGUUUUUUAGAGGAUUCAAGUUGGUAGCUACUUAUAAUUGAAUCAAAACACCUCCCUCUGAUUAAUAGAGCAUUCUCAAAUAAAAUGUGAUGUGGUGUCCAGAAAUGUAUUGUAGCUUGGCUGGCCAAGUUGCAUUUCUAUUUAAGUAACUUAAAUUUAAGUGCCUUUUCUUUUAUUAAAGGUACAGAUUUUCUCCUCAGAAGUUUUAUGCUUUUUUACAGAGAUAUUUUUUCAUUAAUGCUUUGUAACUAAUUACAUUUAGAUUAAGAAUAGCUGGGCUGGAAUUUAUCAAGAGUUUUUAAAUGAUAUGUUAAUUUCCAGCAUAGUAUCUUAACUUUUACUUCAAGUCAUGAUUUUUCAUGCUCUGGUAAUUCUUUGUAAUUCUUUGAUAAAUUAUAUGCUAGAUUCCUUAAAGUGUCAUAUCUUUAGCAACAAUUUUAAACCUUUACCACGAAAAUAACCAAAAUAGAUUUUAAGUGUCUUGUAACUUUCAAGUUUAUUUAUAGGAAAGUUAUACCCAAAGAAUAUUAUACUUUGAGAUCUACCUUUCUUGUGAAUCAAGCCUGACUUAUGCAUUAAAAUUUGACUCUAUGGUUUUAAUUGAAAAUGCAGGUAAAACUUAAAGAUAUUUUGCAAGAAUUCUUUAUUUCAAAAAAAUUUGAUAAUGUUUAUAGUAAACAGUCUAGUGAAACCAACUAUUUGAAUAAAUCUCAGUAUGAAAAGCUUAAUUGUUUUAAGUUAUUUUAUUAAUUUUGUUUACCAUUCAAAUUGGAAAAAAAAAAAGCUUCACUGUUUAUACCAAACAGGGCUGAAAGAAUAACCAUUUCAACCAAGUUUUCUUGCAUUAAAGAGAAUGUGCCUUUCCCUAAAGAGUUAGUGCUUCUUGAGGCUGAUUAUGAGUCUAGCUAUCUCACAAAGCUCAGGGCAAACCACCAUCAAAAUGGAAACCACUGCCCAGAGAAGACUGGUCUCAUUUGCUAAAUGGAGAGCUAUAGCAAUGAUAGGAAUUUCUAAAGUGUAAUUUUCAAAAAAAUCAUUAAUGUGAAGUGCUAAAUUUUUCAUAAGGAAUAUUUAACUUUUUAUUAGCAUGAUUAUAUGCUGUUCUAACCUCUAAGUAGAAUCUCUUAGAAUGUAAAAUCUAAGGGUCCACAUGUUACACUUAAGUUUUAAGUUCUAUUUUAUCAUUUUGUUGAAAUCCUUAUUAGAGAGAAUUUGCUAAAUUGAAACUGACAUUUCAAAAUUAUAUUUUCCUAAUUUUUGGGAAACAACAUAUAUUUUAUUUCUCCUAUAUCCAUUAAUAAAAUGCUGCUUUCAAUGAA